UUUAAAAGUUUCGAAAUAAAUUCCAAUUUCCAACUGCAUCGGCUGUUACGAAUACUCUCUAAAGCACCGAUUUAUUUUAAUCUAUCUAUUUGUUCAAAAGGAUCAUUGGCAAAAUCUUAUACUAUAAGCUUUUGAAAGCACUCUUCAGUGCAAGGCCGGUAUUUAUCCAUUUUAAAGUUUGCCAAAUUUAGUUGUUUAGUGUAAUUUUCCUUAAUGUAUUUCUUAAGAAGUUUUCUGAAAUGCAAAAGCAUAGCUAAUAUCCAGCAAACUUGCAGAAAUAACUUUUCAACUCAAGAUGUUAUUCAUAUUGAACACCUAAAGAAAAGAACUAUUCUUAAAUUAUCGGGUCCAGACACAAUGAAUUACCUACAAGGUAUGAUUACAAACGAUGUGAAAAAGAUUGACACCGAGCCUUCGCUAUAUUCUCUUCUUUUAAAUCCAAAGGGUAGAGUUUUAUAUGAUCUUAUUUUGUACAAAAUUAGUGAUGCUGAAUAUCUUGUUGAAUAUGAUUCAACUGGUGAAGAUUACUUGCACAAACAUUUAUUCAUGUAUAGACUGAGAAAAAAUGUUAAAAUAGAACCACUAAAAAACAUGUCUGUUUGGGUAAUUUAUAAACAAAACAGUGAUGAUACUAGUUGCAAAAACUUGAAUAUGCAAGUUAUAAGCAAAUAUUUGGAUAAAACAGAUAAAAUCAUAAAAUACACUGAUGAUCCUAGAAUUUCCUGCUUAGGUAUACGAAUCAUUUCAAAAAGUGAUGUAAAUGUUCAAAAGUCCUUAGAACUUUCGGGUUUAAAUUUAAUAGAAAAUGGUUCUUAUCGACUUUUAAGAUACAAGUUAGGUAUUGGAGAAGGUGUACUAGAUCAUCCUCCUGGCAAUUGUUUGCCUUUUGAAACAAAUGUUGAUUUGCUGAAUGGUGUUAGCUUUACAAAAGGGUGUUACAUUGGCCAAGAAAUGACUGCCAAGUCAAAUUUUGUAUUAAGUGUAAGAAAAAGACUCAUGCCUAUUGUACUGGAAGAUUUGAAUUCUUAUCCUAUAUUUCCUCCUGAAUGUAGUAUUUUAAAUGAAAAAAGGCGGAAAGUUGGUCGUCUUCGAAGUCAUUUAGACCAAUAUGGUUUGGGCCUGUUGAAAUAUGAAGAAUGUGCAAAGUCUGAGUUUUUGGAGUUAGAUGGAUUUGAUAUUAAAUUAAAAGCUGUAAGACCUAAAUGGUGGCCAUCAAAUUUAAAAAGUGAUAAAAAUGAACAUAUUUUUCUUUGAAGUAUUUAUUAUGUUAAUUUUUCUUCACUUUAUUUUAUUUAAAAAAUAUAUAGAUUUCUUUACACAAUUUUUUUUUCUGAAUUUGUUCAUUACCAACUGUAUUUUUAAAAUAAAUUCUCCAUUAUUUUUAUAUUAUAGAUAAUCAGAAAAAAGAAUAAUGAAAAAAAGUUAGUAUCCAAAAACUAUUAUGAAUUUAUCAGAUGUCUGAAAUGUACUUAUAAUUUGUUGCUUUCAUGAGAUUAAUGAUAUCAAUUGAGUGAAUUAUAGGAUUUAUUAUGUUCCAAGAUACUAUAUGUUAUUAACCUAUUAAAUGUUUCUCUUUACUAAAUUUUGAUUUUGAUUGAAUUAUUAUUCAGGCAUAGAACAUUCCAAAACCUGAAAUAUGUAUCGUUAUAUAUUAUAAUAUUGUAUCAAAAUAAUUAAAUUAAGCCUGAUUCAAAAGACAAAAUUAUAAAAUAAUCCAUAAGUUUUUUCAAUGUAUGCCUGCAUAGUAUUUAAAAAAAUAUUUUGGAGCAUAUAUAUAUAUAUGCAAAAAUCAUGCACAAUUUAUAUAUAUCUUGUGCAUGAUUUUUGUUAAUAAAAGAUUUUACCAUGCAAGAAUUCAUUUCAAAUUUAAUGGAUAUUUCCAAAAUGUUACCAGACACAUCUGUACAGGAUGUGUUGUAGAAUUAUUUAAAGUUCGUUUUAAAUUGAAGUGAAUCGAAUUUUUACUAAACGAAAUAAUAAACUUUGUACAAUUAAUGUCUUCGUAUCUUUUAAAUUGAUAACAUUUUUUUUUUUUGUGUCCUAAGGAAUUGUUUCAUACAUUAAAAAAAAAAAAAAAACUGAUGUUUUUGAGAAUUGUGUAAAGUAAGGCAAAUAGAAUCAUUAGUGAAAAGCUUCACAGUUUUUUAAAUUCUUGUAUUAGAGGAAUAAGGCAAGCUGAAAUUUAUUAAUGUAAUUAGAGAACUGCUAAAAACAUAUAAUUCAGUUGGGAAAAAGUGUUUCAUUAAAGGAAACAAAAAAUAUGUGAAUUAUAA
Molecule: messenger RNA, 2273 nt
Organism: Argiope bruennichi
Lineage: Eukaryota; Metazoa; Arthropoda; Arachnida; Araneae; Araneidae
Product: putative transferase CAF17 homolog, mitochondrial
Exons: 1
Coding region: 214-1254 (346 amino acids)
Cellular component (GO): mitochondrial matrix
Molecular function (GO): protein binding
Source: RefSeq, a predicted model, not a curated record